AGGUUGUGAUCGCAGGUUAGAAAUGCCGCUGAAAGUCACGGAAACACGUACAAAGCAUUAGACAUAGUGAGGGUCAUCCUGCGUCACAUAUAUGGUCGGUCUUCAUAAUUUGCAUUUAAAACUCACCCUUUCCCUGUCUACGCUAGGUAUCUGAUGGUGGCAUUACUCUACUCCUCUCGACUGAACGUCGUGGGGUUGGUGUCACACAGUAUUGCCAUACUCUGCACCAUCUUUAGGCUUGUCUACAGAGCCUGGAUGCGUCACUUGUGGUGGGAAGAUGCAUGGGCAACAUUAGCACUGAUUGCAGACGUGGUUUGCCUGGCAUGUAUCUGGCUCGAUACAAGGAUAACUUCCUGGGCCCUCACAAUCACUUUUCCCACUGUCCUGUGGGCGGCGCGGAUGAGCAUCAUUUUCUCAAUUAUCCGCAUCGCCAACCACUCGGGAUCCAAUAUCCACAAACGAAUAACCUAUCUCAUUGCAGCAUCCUUCGCGUGCAUGUGGGCUGGCGUAGUCGCUCAGAAGAUCACUAUCUGCGAAUUCCACUCCUGCAGCGUGGGUAAGUCGCUGGCGCUCUCACUUCUGAUCACGGACGUCAUUGCGGAUUUUUCCCUCGUUGCUGCGCCGCUGCAUCUUUGGAGAAACGUAGGGCUUUCACGUAGCAGAAAAAUAUUGGUCCUAUCUGCAUUCGGCGCAUCGUUUCUCAUUACCGUCAUCACAAUCCCUCACUCUAUAAUCCUCCUCAAGACCUGCAACACAGUUACGCUUAUCUUCACGCACGUCAAGACCGCCGUCAGUCUCAUCAUCUGCAACCUCCUGGUGAUUGUUACAUUCGCAUACCGCACAUUCUGGAAGGAAACAUUCGAUCUCGACGAGUCAGUCACAUCCCACGGAGUCUUCACGACCGUCGUCUUGGCGGAGAUGCCUUGUACCACAAAUUCCGGGGCGUCACUCACUGGAGAAGAGGGGACAACGCAGAUUGGGGCGAGGAAGGCGUAGAUGGAGGACGCAAACGUAAUGUAUGCUGAAGAGGGCACUAGUACAUAACCAGAAACAUAGAAACAUGGAGCAAUGAUAGAUCGCAAGGAAAGUUACAAAACAUGGUAGCAGCCCUCAUUCUAUUUCAAAACAUACUCUUUAUAUGAUA
Molecule: messenger RNA, 1144 nt
Organism: Suillus clintonianus
Lineage: Eukaryota; Fungi; Basidiomycota; Agaricomycetes; Boletales; Suillaceae
Exons: 7
Coding region: 154-996 (280 amino acids)
Source: RefSeq, a predicted model, not a curated record